AUGGCUGUGACUGGACAGGCACAGCAGCCAUGGCGCUCCGGCAUGACACCUUGCAAUGAGGUGAGACGCCAGGCUUCUGACUGCUCCGAGUUUGAGGUGAAGGAAGCCUCUGGGGUAGAUGAAGUCUGGGGUGCGUCGCAGCUGCUCACAGCCCGCGAUUCGGAAGACAUGACCUCGAUUCCUGCAGAUGACAGUGAUGCGGGCGACGCCAAUCCGUUCUUGGGUCUGGGGCUGAUGCGGGCAUAUUCUGCGCUGUCUGCGGAUGCCCCACUGACAGCCAUCGCUACAAGUGACGAAGGUGUCAUCGGCAUGGCCCAAGUGAAGAAAGAUGGCUACGUGCAGAACCUGGUUGUCAAACCGAGUAGCCGACGCAAGGGAGUGGCGUCUCAAAUAAUUUGCUGGUGUGCCACGCAGUCAAGACGACGUGGGGCAACGCAAUUAUGGAUGCACGUUGAGCCGGGCAAUGAACCGGCACUGAAUUUCUACCGACGGCUUGGUUUCGAGGUUGGCGAGGAAGAGAUCUACAAAGAGCGACGGGCAGUGCGACUGACGAAGCAUCUCUGA
Cladocopium goreaui is the source of this 564-nucleotide messenger RNA. Lineage: Eukaryota; Dinophyceae; Suessiales; Symbiodiniaceae. The record is from the annotation of a GenBank genome assembly.